Messenger RNA from Capsicum annuum, 1720 nucleotides. RefSeq names its product UDP-glycosyltransferase 74G1. The record is from RefSeq and is a predicted model, not a curated record. Lineage: Eukaryota; Viridiplantae; Streptophyta; Magnoliopsida; Solanales; Solanaceae. The transcript is spliced from 3 exons. Bases 160 to 1542 code for a protein of 460 amino acids. Gene Ontology annotation, molecular function: UDP-glycosyltransferase activity.
UUAAUGACCAAAUUGGACACUUCAAACUUUAUUAACACACUAUAAUAAUCACAUUUUCACUACACACUUUUCCUAUCCUCAUCAAAAACUCUCUUCCUUCUCUGCUGAAGAAUUUCUGUGCGGAAGAUUUUACAGCCAUAAAUUGUGAAGUUGCAAAAGAUGACUAUUCACAAAGCUCAUUGCUUGAUCUUGCCAUAUCCUGUCCAAGGUCAUGUCAACCCAAUGCUCCAAUUCUCCAAACGUUUGCAAUCCAAAGGUGUCAAAAUAACUAUAGCACCCACAAAAUCCUUCUUGAAAAACAUGCAAGAUUUGCCUACUACUGUGUCAGUUGAGGCCAUAUCCGAUGGCUAUGAUGAUGGUGGUCGCGAUCAAGCUGAAUCAUUCGUGGCCUACACAACACAAUUCAAUGAAGUUGGCGCGGAUACUCUUUCUCAGCUUAUACAAAAAUUGACAAAUUGUAGAUGCCCCGUAAAUUGCAUAGUAUAUGAUCCAUUCCUUCCUUGGGCUGUUGAAGUGGCAAAGAAUUUUGGAUUAGCUACUGCUGCAUUUUUCACACAAAACUGUGUUGUGGAUAACAUCUAUUACCACGUACAUGAAGGGGUAGUAAAACUUCCUCCUACUCAAGUUGAUCAAGAAAUAUUAAUUCCUGGAUUAUCAUGUACAAUUGGGAGUUCAGAUGUGCCUAGUUUUGUUAUUGAUCCUGAAGCAGAAAGAAUACUUGAAAUGUUGGUGAAUCAGUACUCAAAUCUUGACAAAGUGGAUUGGGUCCUAAUCAACAGCGUCUAUGAAUUGGAGAAAGAGGUAAUUGAUUGGAUGUCCAAGAUUUAUCCAAUCAAGACAAUUGGACCAACAAUACCAUCCAUGUACCUAGACAAGAGGCUACAAGAUGACAAAGAGUAUGGCCUUAGUAUGUUCAAGCCAAUGACAAAUGAAUGCCUAAAUUGGUUAAACCAUCAACCAAUUAGCUCAGUGGUGUAUGUAUCAUUUGGAAGUUUAGUCAAAAUAGAAGGUGAGCAAAUGGAAGAAUUGGCAUGGGGUUUGAAGAAUUGCAACAGGAACUUCUUGUGGGUAGUUAGGUCAAAUGAAGAACCCAAACUUCCCAAGAACUUACUAAAGGAAUUAAAGUCAACAAGUAGCAAUAAUAAAGGCCUAGUGGUGUCAUGGUGUCCACAAUUACAAGUAUUGGAACAUGAAUCAAUAGCGUGCUUUCUGUCGCACUGUGGAUGGAAUUCAACUUUGGAAGCAAUUAGUUUGGGAGUGCCAAUGGUGACAAUGCCACAAUGGUCAGAUCAGCCCACAAAUACAAAGCUUGUGCAGAAUGUUUGGGAGAUGGGAGUUAGAGCCAAACAAGAUGACAAAGGGAUAGUUAGAAGAGAUGUUAUUGAAGAAUGCAUAAACCUAGUGAUGGAAGAAGAGAAAGGAAAGCUGAUUAGGGAAAAUGCAAAGAAAUGGAAGGAAUUGGCUAGAAAUGCUAUGGAUGAAGGUGGAAGUUCAGACAAAAACAUUGAAGAAUUUGUUUCCAAGUUGGUGACUAUUUCCUAAGUAGGAAGUCAAAUAAGAUUCGCAAAAAAUAAUUUAGAAUUUGAGUUUUAUUUUGCAAAUUUUUUUCCUAAUUGAAGUAGUAAAAUUUGACCUGAAUCUUCUUUUGUUUAGCAAGUUGGAUGAGACAAAGUAACAAAGUUGUCAUGGUCAGUGAGUCAUUAACAACUUAUUUGCAAGA